AUGUGUUCAUUGUUAAUUCCAAGUAUUUCAACUUCUCAACCAAUAAAACCUUAUCUUUUUGUUUCACCUUCAGCAUUAUGUCUUCCUCUUGUUUGAGUCUUGUUAUGGAAAUUGAUAAUCUUGAGAUCACAGCAGACCCAAACUGGCUUGAACUUCCUAGAGACAUUACAAUGAACAUUCUUCAGAGACUUGAUACUGUUGCGUUAGUGACAAGUGCAUCUGUUGUGUGCCCUCUCUGGUGGAACAUUUGCAAGGACCCUCACAUGUGGACCACCAUUGACAUGAUGAACAAUCUCUCUUUGACACACUCUGAACUUGCAUAUUCUAGUCGACUAGAGAAAAUAUGUCGCUAUGCCGUUGACAGAAGUUGUGGUCAUCUCAAAGACAUUUAUAUUAAAAGUUUUGGGACGGAUGGUGUUCUUCUCCACAUAGCUAACAGUGCAAGUCAAUUGAGAUGCAUACGACUUGAAGGAUGUCAUGACAUUUCAAGUGACGUAUUCAUGGAAAUUGUGACGAAGCAACCAUUCUUAGAAGAGAUUGACAUUUGUCAUUGUUCUAAUUUAAGAACAUAUUUUUUUGAGCAUGUUGGAAAAUGUUGUCCACUUUUGAAGUCACUAAAAUUUAGCCCUUGUAUUGAGGCAGUAGGCGAGAACAAGUCUGACGAUGUUGCAUUUGCUAUUGCAAAAUCAAUGUCUAUGUUGCGCCACCUUACAAUUUUGAAUAACCAACUCACCAACAAUGGAUUACUAGCUGUUCUAGAUGGAUGCCCUCUUCUUGAAUUUCUUGAUAUUCGAGGAUGUCUUCAUAUCAUUUUUGAUAGAAGUUUGGAGAAAAGAUGCAAUACACAGAUAAAAGAAUUACGAUUUCCAACCGAAUAUAUUGCACAUAAGUUUAACUUUGGUGAUUACAUGUACUAUCUACAGUUGAAAUUACGUUUGGUGAUUCUAGAAUGA
Messenger RNA from Lathyrus oleraceus (garden pea), 953 nucleotides. RefSeq names its product putative F-box/LRR-repeat protein 23. Lineage: Eukaryota; Viridiplantae; Streptophyta; Magnoliopsida; Fabales; Fabaceae. Gene Ontology annotation, molecular function: protein binding. The coding region runs from base 78 to 953 and encodes 291 amino acids. The record is from RefSeq and is a predicted model, not a curated record. The transcript is spliced from 2 exons.